This is a messenger RNA of Amoebophrya sp. A120, 1825 nucleotides long. The record is from the annotation of a GenBank genome assembly. Lineage: Eukaryota; Dinophyceae; Syndiniales; Amoebophryaceae.
AGGAGACGCGUUUUUACAUGCAUUUUUCUCGGGGGAAGGACGAUGACAUGUUCGUCUGUUCGUUGUUUGAUGUACAUGUUACCAGUAGUUAGAAAAUACAAUUAAAACGUGCAACGUCGGGGUCGGAUAGAAUUAAAGAUCUUGAGACAUAAUCUAUCAAUCUAUCAAUUUCAAUACAAGUCAAGGCGAACAAGGGACAUUUCUCCAUGAAGAUGAAGCUCCACCCGGCGAAUGAUCCGGCAUUGACGCAAUGCCUCGGUUGUGGUGGACAUUUUCCGAUAAUUCCGGGACUAGGAUUCUUCAAAACGUGCGAAGAGCACGCGGACGACAAAUAUUGUCACGAGGACACGAAUUACUGCGCCGGCUGCCAGAGAAGCGGUUGCUACUUCAGCAAGAAACAGAAAAAAGACUACAAUGCGGAGGACCGGCGUUGCGAGACGUGCCAAAAUGAGUAUUGGUUUCACAAAAAAUCCUUGCACGAGGGGGUGGAAACGCUGCGGGAUACUUUGAAAUCAUUUCCACCUAAGAAGCGCAAAGAGGAGCAAGUCGGCCCCAUCUGCCAAUUCUUUGCCGACGCAGCCUCGAACUAUUUUUGGAGCCAAUGGAAUUACGACGGGGAUACGCCGCCUUCCGAAGUUUGGGCGUUGCAGAAACCGGGGAAGAGGGACAAGCUUGAGCUGAUCGAAACCUUUCAAAAAGCUAUCAGUGGCCAAGUGUUCGAAAAUGCCGAUUUGUGUGCGAUGUUGAACAAGGAGCAAUUUCUGGCUCGCCUCCAGGGCUGGUGCCAAUUGGAGCUGGCCGUCGUUGGGUACCCGAAGGCCCCGACGAAAGCAAGUUCUCUUUUUCAGAGUAACAACCGCAAGGCCGUGACGGAUUACAUUUGCGAGGUCAGUACGCCAAAAAACGAAGACGACAAGGAUCGCCGGGACCGGCUGUGGAAGAUUCGCAACAACCUGCUGCGCAAUAAGGUCUUCGAUGAAGUGUUCGACUUCAGCAACCCAAAGAAAAUCAUGACGCAGGAACAACUAGCGGAAGCGGUGCGGGAGAAGUUCUUGGAGAACUACCAGAAUGACGACUAUUUCCCGGAGCCAAAGGGCAAGACCAAGGAUUUCGCACAGACUUGGAUUGCUGAGAUUCUGUAUCAGCUGCUCUACAGCGCCCUGGGGGUCGGCAGUAACACGCUGCGUACGGACUUGCAGCGUGAGAUUCGUACCGAUUCCACCCUCUUCACGGCGAAGGCGCAUGAGCUGAGUGGUAAGCUCGUCAUGGAUCUGGGGCUGAGCGACUCCUGUCAAAAGUACCUCUACAAAUCCUUGAAGAAGUUUGCCGACCCGAGCAGCAGUCUAGCACAAGUCUUGCGGGACGAGGGUGAGAGCCUGGCAACAGCUGGUCUUAUCACCGAGCUGUUGCAGAAGCACUUCUGCGCGGAUUGCGAGGAGAAAAACGGCGAGAUCGUGGCAAAGAUCAUCGAAAGCGCGGAGCUGUCCAAGCUGUUGGAGACUGCACCGGUGCCGUUGGUUUUGGACCAGGAGGAGGCCGGCCGCUUGCUGAAGAGCUACGUGGAGCAGCAGCGGGGCCCACCGGCGGGGAAGGCGACCGACCUGGUCGUUAGUGGAGAUUUCCUGAAGAAGGAUGUGCUCGAAUUCAAGAAAUCUGCUGGCACCAUGGAGAAACUGGUCGAGAUGAUGAAGGUGAAAGGCUUCGAACCAAACCCCGAGCGCUUACGUAUUCGGCCUAAUGUGGUCGAGCACCCCAGCGCGUAUCUGUACUUCGGCGCCCACGUGCAGAAUCCCGGAAAAUUGAUGCUGGCAUCCGUGCUGCUUCC